Trypanosoma grayi is the source of this 697-nucleotide messenger RNA. Its product is annotated as putative intraflagellar transport protein IFT88. The annotation marks the transcript as partial. NCBI's taxonomy places the organism in Eukaryota, Euglenozoa, Kinetoplastea, Trypanosomatida, Trypanosomatidae. The record is from RefSeq and is a predicted model, not a curated record. The transcript has a single exon.
ACACACACUCUCUCACACACAGACGUUGUUGCCGUCAUGCGGAAAGGGAGAGUGGAACUGCUCGUGCCGCCCAUCCAGGGCGAGAAGUCCCCCGCUGCCCUCCCACCAGCCGCUCCGGUAAAGGAGGACCAGCAGCAGAAACAGCAGGGCCAGCUCGUUCUGGCGCCGACGAAGCCGCCGCCGCGGGUGGGCCACAAUGCCAUCUCUCUUCGCCCCGCCCGCCCGCGUGAGUCGCUUAUCUCCAAGUCGCAGCGUGACGCACUGACGGUGUCAGCAUUCGGCUUCGGCACGACACGCCACGGCCAGCCGGACCAGAGCGCCGAGUCAGUGAAGAACGGCCUCGCCACCGCCGCGGGGGACAUUGGCAGCAUCGUUGUGUCGCAGAGCGAGAAGGACUCUCUGCGCUUUCACCUCUGCGUCGACGCGCUCGCGGAGGGCUGCAUUACGACGUUCAUCCACCUCUUCCGCCUCUCACACCGCGACCCGGUGUGUGUCGACCAGCUCGCGCAGACGCACUUCACGAUCCCCGACGCGAGCCUGCGGUGGGUGCGCGACCAGCUGGCGGCUGUGGAGGUGCUGCGGCGGCAGAGCGAGUUCCGCGACGUGUACGAGCGCUGCCGCGCCCUUGCGGAGUACUUUGAGGGCGAGCGCGACUACGCGGAGGCGGCGUGCCACUACGACACCGCGCUGCGCUACG